Molecule: messenger RNA, 327 nt
Organism: Besnoitia besnoiti
Lineage: Eukaryota; Apicomplexa; Conoidasida; Eucoccidiorida; Sarcocystidae
Exons: 1
Coding region: 1-327 (108 amino acids)
Source: RefSeq, a predicted model, not a curated record
AUGCCGUUCAUGUGGCGCCAGCGGGCCUACUGUGCCCCAGUCCCCUCGGCGUUUGGCGCUCAGCAGCCGGCCGGCUCGGGCUCCUGCGGCGCCGCAGGUGUCCGCGGGCCGUUGCUCCGCUCCAACAGCGAGUGUCUCUCUGUCUUUUCGGAGAUCCCUGACGGGCUGCUGGGCCACACCACCAGCGUCACGAUGGGGAAUUCGGACAUUUUCUUUAUGCCGAAGCCGUCGAACUUGCUGAAAAUUGCGCUACCCGUCCUGGUCUUCAUGCCCAACCUGACGAUCUUCACCCGCGCGUGGCCGUUCUUCGCGCACACCAGCGCCUGA